AUGGCCUCGAUCGAGAAGAUCAUGGAACGUCAACACGUCCUAUUCGGCCUUAUCACGCGUUCGGUCGAAAAUCUGAAAAAACUCGGACCGUCCCGAAUAAAUCGCGGCAAUGUGCAGAGUCGCAUUGAAGCAUUAAGGGUUAAUUGGGAUAAAUUUCAAGCUCACGACGAGAAUCUCUUCACCUCGAUCACCCCCGAACAAAAGACACUGCCGUACUUCAAAGAUGAUCUCUAUUCCAUGUGCGAAGAAGCUUUCAUAGACGCGCACGGCUACAUGCUCAACAUCCUCGAAAGCCUAGCUCCACCAGUUCCUCAAAAUAUAUCUGCCGCCGAAGCAUCGUUGAGCACAUCUACCGGGUCGCGAUCUCGACGGCUACCGCGCAUCGACAUACCGAAGUUCUCAGGCGACUACUCAGAGUGGAGUCACUUCCGGGAUCUUUUCACGUCAAUUAUCAUAGACAAUUCCGAGCUCUCAGAAAUUGAAAAACUCCAUUAUCUCAAAAUGAGCCUUUCUGGCGAACCUUCACAACAUCUAAAAAACAUCGCAAUGACUGGUGAAAACUUCACUCGCGCGUGGGAAAAUCUCAUCUCUCGAUAUGAAAAUAAACGAAUUCUUAUCGGCGCUCAACUAACGUGCCUCCUCGCGACCCGAAGAAUAAAAACAGAAAACGCAGCCGAUAUCAAACGGCUCCUUGGCGAUACUAAGGAAGCCAUCGGCGCGCUCGAAACUCUCGGUUGUCCCGUAAAACAGUGGGACCUCAUUAUCGUUUUUUUAAUGGUUCGAAAGCUUGAUGCCGAAUCGCUGAAGAGAUGGGAAGACUCACUAGGAGCCAAAACAGAUCCGCCUUCGUUCGCGGACUUCGAGACCUUCCUAAUCAGCCGCAUCUACACGCUCGAAGCUCUCGAAAGAUCGCUGCCUCGAAAACAACAAAUAAAUUCGUCGACCUCGCGACCUUCAGGCGCACGAUCAUAUAUCGCUACCGCGCCGGAACAAAAGUGUGUGUUGUGCGCCGCGGGACACUACCUUUCGUCGUGUUCCAAAUAUCUAGAGAAGCCAUACGACCAACGACGAGGGUUAGUCCUAUUGAAGAAUCUCUGUUUCAAUUGCCUUGGGCCUCAUCAGUUAAAAAUGUGUCGCAAUACAAAACGCUGCCGAAUCUGUCGAAAGCAACACCACACAACGUUGCACGCACCGAACAGCAACAGCGAUACCGUCGCGAACAUAACUCCCGCAGCGUCCAUCUCAGCGGCUCAACCAACCGCUCACGCAAGUACUCUUCAAGAAGCAAAGCACACUAACCAGCUCAACAUCAACCAAUCCCAAGACUAUCAAGCUUCAAGCCAUCUCUCGCAAUCAAGAACCAGGCGUCGCGCCCCUGCUCUGUUAGCUACCGCCGUAGUAAGAGUUCUAUCUCGACACGAUCAAUCAUCGCAACUUCGAGCGUUACUAGACCAAGGAUCAGAAGUGUCAUUCAUCUCUGAAUCCGCUGCUCAAUCACUAAAGCUCCCGCGUCGCUCCGCGGCUAUCCCAAUUGUCGGUAUCGGUGCUCAACGAAACAGCGUUUCAAACGGCAUCGUACAACUCCGUAUCGCCUCACUGUAUGAUUCAUCGAUCUAUUUCGAAAUUGACGCUCUCGUUUUACCGAAAUUGACGGCAUAUAUUCCACCCGCUCAACUCGAAUAUAAACAGUGGCCGCAUAUUCAAAAUCUUCAGCUCGCGGAUCCAAACUUUGCCACGCCCGGAAAGAUUGACCUAGUACUCGGAUCAAUAGUUUAUGCUCAAGUCCUCAAACAAGGUCUUUGCCGCGGACCUAUCGGAGCACCCAUUGCUCAAAACACAGCUCUUGGGUGGAUUUUAUCAGGCCCGCUUUCAACUAGUGAAGCCUCCAUCGAAGACGACUACUCUCUCAAUGGAAUGCAAUGCUCGCUUGACUCCGAACUGCUCGAUCUCUUACAACGCUUCUGGUCUCAAGAAGAAAUAAUCCCUCGACCUCAAGUCCCGCUCACGCCAGAAGAAUCUCAAUGCGAAACUCAUUUCGAAUCGACUCACUCUCGCGACAUACAAGGACGAUUCGUGGUUCGGCUCCCUCUCAAAAGGAACAUAAGUGAUUUUGGUGACUCUCGCACGUUCGCUCAGAACGCUCUCCUCCGAAUGGAACGCCGGUUCAACUCGAAUCCGUCCCUCAAAUCAGCUUACAGCGACUUUUUACGCGAAUACCACGAUCUCGAUCACAUGCGGAUUCACAAUUCAUCCGAAAAGUGUCACCAACGCGAGUUCUUCCUGCCGCAUCGCGACGUUACUCGCGAAACUAGCGCGACAACGAAACUACGCGUAGUGUUCAACGGUUCGCAGAAAACGACUCUCGGUUUUUCACUAAAUGACGUGCUUCAUGUCGGCCCGAAACUGCAAACCGAUCUCUCAGACAUUCUCAUUCGAUGGCGCAGACAUCAAUACGUGUUCGCAGCUGACAUCGAAAAAAUGUAUCGUCAAAUUCGCGUUCACGAAGACGACUGGCCACUACAAAAAAUCCUUUGGCGAAACGACCCGAGUGAGACUCCGCAAGAAUAUCAUCUGUGCACAGUAACAUACGGUCUCGCGUGUGCUCCGUAUCUCGCUCUGCGUUGCCUGCAGCAACUCGCUUUCGAAUCAGAUUCUCCGCGGGCGCUUGCUGCCGAAAUCUUACGCCGCGAUACCUAUGUGGACGACGUUCUCUCCGGCGCAUCAAGUAUAUCUGAAGCUAAAACACAGAUCAACCAACUAAACGAAUCCCUCAUAGCUGGCGGGUUCCAUCUCAGAAAAUGGAUCUCCAACGACCCUGAAGUUCUAGCUGACAUUCCUCAUCAAGAUCAAGCGUCAUCUCCAAUCCUCUCAGUCGACGAUCGAACGAUACAUCAUACACUCGGUGUACAAUGGCAUCAACAAUCCGAUCGCUUCGUGUUCUCAGCACCAUCGCCACCACCAGCUGGAUCCCUGACGAAGCGGUCAGUGCUCUCCUUCACUGCGAGCAUGUUCGAUCCGCUCGGAUGGCUGGCGCCAAUCGUCAUUGUCGCUAAGAUGUUCAUGCAAGAGCUCUGGGCAAUUCGCCUUGAUUGGGAUGAAGAGCUUCCCGAAAACCUCAAAUCGCGCUGGAUCAAUUUCACUCAACAACUCGAAAACGUGACAACGAUCUCAAUCCCACGCUGGGUCGGCAUAACUACGUCAUCCCUCGCGAUCGAACUCCACGGAUUCUCAGAUGCAUCACAGAACGCCAUCGCUGCUGUGGUCUAUCUGCGCGUCAUAAACGAAUUCGACGACAUCUAUGUCACCCUUAUCAGCGCCAAAACCAAAGUAGCACCUCUGAAACGCAUGACGAUUCCGCGCCUCGAGCUCUCAGCUGCCGUAAUCCUCGUCCGACUAGUAUUCAAAAUUCGCAACGUGCUCCAAAUUCAUCACACGUCAACUCAUCUCUGGACCGACUCUACGGUCGCUCUAACAUGGAUCAAAGGUCACCCAUCACGUUGGAAAGAUUUCGUUCAGAAUCGAGUCUCUUUCAUUCAAGAGCUCUCGAAUUCUCGCUGGCAUCAUGUCUCCGGAACGGAAAACCCAGCGGACCUAGCAUCUCGAGGGAUACCUCCCCACUCGCUUCCGCAUGCUCAGCUCUGGUGGAAGGGACCCUCUUGGCUACAACAUCACUCUUCAUCUUGGCCAUCCCUGACUCCAAAGAUCGAAUCAACAAUAAAUCUAGAAGAGCGUCCUGUCUCUUGUACCCUCGCUAACGAAAAACCAGAAGUUGACCUCGGAGAUCUCAUCGAAAGAUACUCUUCGCUCACCUCGCUUCUACGCACCACAGCCUGGCUCCUACGGGCGUUUGAGCGCUUCCGAAAAUCCACAGCACAUAGACCACAUCAAGCGGUCCUGACGCCUUCCGAGUUAGAAUCCGCAUUACUACUGUGGGUAAAAUUAACUCAACAAGCCUACUUUUCGAAAGAAUUCCGAACAUUGAGAAACAACAAGCAACUCUCUCCCUCAAGUUCCCUACUGAAGCUCUCUCCUGUCCUAGACGAAACCGGACAUCUCAGGCUACGUGGAAGACUUCACUUCUCUCAACUGGAGCCAUCAGAAAAACAUCCGCUCAUCUUACCACGAGAUUCUCGACUAACAACGCUCAUAAUUGAUUACUAUCACAGGCGCUCAUUACACGGCGGACCGCAGCUGACGUUAUCGUUAAUACGGCAUAAGUUUUGGAUUAUCGGUGGACGAACUCCUAUUCGCUCAUUCAUCCAUAACUGUAUUACGUGUGCCCGUCAUCGCGCCGCCGCCAGUCAACAACUCAUCGGACAACUUCCAGCUUCUCGUGUCACUCCAUGUCGACCAUUCUUCAAUACCGGAGUCGAUUAUGCCGGUCCUUUGACUCUAAAGUCAUUCCGCGGACGCGGAGCGAAGACAGUCAAGGGAUACUUCAUAAUUUUUGUUUGUUUUAGUACCUCAGCUGUUCAUCUAGAAGUAGCUACCGACUACUCAACUGAUGGAUUUCUAGCUGCUUACAAACGAUUCACCGGACGAAGAGGCCUAUGCUCAACAAUCACGAGCGACUGUGGGACCAAUUUCGUCGGCGCAGCUUCCGAGUUGAAAAAAUUGUUCACCGCUUCCUCUAAGGAAUGGGCUCACAUUGCUAACAUUCUCGCCAACGAUGGAGUAAAGUGGAGCUUUAACCCUCCUUCGGCUCCACAUUUUGGCGGAAAAUGGGAGGCCGGAGUAAAAUCCGUCAAACAUCACCUCCGUCGAAUGAUCGGCGAGACCCUGCUCACCUAUGAAGAAUUGUCAACACUAUUGAUUCAAAUCGAAGCAAUCUUGAAUUCGCGCCCGCUCUCGGCCCUCUCAGACGAUCCUUCUGACUCCGUCGCCUUAACACCAGGACACUUCCUCGUCGGGAACUCUCUCACGGCCGUUCCAGAACCAUCCCUCAUCGAUCUACCUCAAAAUCGACUAUCACGAUUACAAAUGCUUCGUCAAAUGACAGAAUCAUUUUGGCGACGUUGGUCGUCGGAAUAUCUACACGAGCUCCAGACAUCAUCCAAGUGGCAUCGAAAACAAGAAAAGUUUCAAGAGGGCAGCCUAGUAAUAGUCAAGGACGAACGCUUCCCUCCGACCAAAUGGCCCCUCGCGCGGAUAAUCGAAACGCAUCCCGGCUCAGACGGACUAGUCAGAGUAGCUACAGUAAAAACAGCUACCACUACUCUAAAGCGACCGAUCGUAAAAUUGUGCCUUUUACCGAACGUUACAAAACAGUGA
Messenger RNA from Nylanderia fulva, 5271 nucleotides. Lineage: Eukaryota; Metazoa; Arthropoda; Insecta; Hymenoptera; Formicidae. The record is from RefSeq and is a predicted model, not a curated record.